CUAAAUAAUAUUUAACCUUUAAAAGUUUGUUUCCUCUUUUAAAAUGAAAAUAACAAGUGAUGUCAAUAAUGAAGAUAUACAAAAACUCAAAGAUGUGGCGAAUAAACUGAGAAUACAUUCUAUAGAGGAAACUAAUGCAUCCAAUUCGGGCCACCCCACCAGUUGUUGUUCAUGUGCAGAGGUUAUGUCUGUCUUAUUUUUUAAUGAAAUGCGCUAUAAGCCAGAGAAUCCUCAAGACCCAGCUAAUGAUCGCUUUGUUUUGUCUAAAGGUCAUGCCGCACCUAUUUUAUAUGCUUGUUGGGCAGAAGCUGGUUUUAUACCUUUGGCGCAUUUAUUAACCCUUCGAAAAUUUGAUUCAAACUUACAAGGACAUCCAACAGCUGAGCUGCCUUUCAUUGAUGUAGCCACUGGAUCACUUGGGCAGGGAUUGAGUUUUUGCUGUGGAAUGGCUUAUACUGCUAAGUAUUUAGAAAAUGGAAAGGCUCCUUUAAGAGUUUAUUGUUUGAUGGGUGAUGGUGAGUUUGCUGAAGGAAGUGUGUUUGAAGCCAUGAGUUUUGCUUCAUUUUAUGAGCUUGAUAACUUAGUGGCUAUCAUUGAUGUUAAUCGUUUAGGACAAAGUGGGGAAACCAUGCUCGAAAAAGAAAAUAAAUCUGAUUUUUAUGCCAAAAGAGCAGAAGCUUUUGGCUUUCAAGCAGAAACUAUUGAUGGUAAUAGUGUUGAAGCUUUGAUAGGGGCAUUUACAAAUGCAAGGAACUGUAAGAAAAAACCUUAUUGUAUUGUUGCCCAAACCUUAAAAGGAAAAGGGAUUCCAGGUAUUGAAGGCCAAUCAAAUUGGCAUGGAAAACCCUUAGGUGAUAAAGCAGCUGAUGCCAUUAAAGCUAUUAAAAGCCACAUUGUCAAUCAAAAUCUUGGGGUUCCACCAUUGAAAAUUAAAUCUCCAGAAUUUCAACUUGCCCCUAACCAAUUGGAAAAAAUUCACAUCAAUCUCAGUCAAUUUCCAAAAUACAAAAUUGGUGAAAAGAUAGCGACCCGUGCAGCUUAUGGUGAUGGUCUAGUGAGCCUCGCUGACAAUUGCCCCUUGAUUGUGGGUAUGGAUGGAGAUGUCAAGAACUCAACAUUCUCAAUAAAACUAAUGGAAAAGCACCCAGAUCGGUUCAUAGAAUGCUAUAUAGCAGAACAGUUACUUGUAGGUGUAGCAAUAGGCUGUGGUGCUAGGUCAAGGACUAUACCCUUUGCUUCUACCUUUGCCUGCUUUCUGACUCGGGCAUUCGAUCAGAUACGCAUGGCAGCUCUCAGCCAGGCAAAUAUUAAGCUAUGUGGAAGUCAUUGUGGGUGUUCUAUAGGUGAAGAUGGCCCUUCACAGAUGGCUCUUGAGGAUAUAGCCAUGUUUAGAUCUAUCCCCAAAUGUUUGAUUAUCUACCCCUCCGAUGCUGUAGCCACCGAAAAGGGCAUGGAACUCAUGGCUAAUUACAAGGGCAUUUCUUAUAUAAGAACAAGUCGACCCACAACUUCUGUUAUAUACUCACCUGAGGAGGUCUUUGAGAUAGGCAAAUGCAAAGUUGUAAAAGAAGGGGUAAAAGAUAAAAUAACUAUAGUUGGGGGAGGAAUAACAUUGUUCGAAGCUUUAGCUGCAGGGAAGGAAUUGUCCAACAAAGGUAUCGACGCCUGUAUCAUUGACAUUUUUUCGAUUAAGCCUAUAGAUGCUAAAACGAUUAGAGAUCAUGCUGUACGAACUGGUGGAAUUUUAUUGACAGUCGAGGACCAUUAUUUAGAAGGUGGCAUGGGAGAAGCUAUCAACUCUGCUCUCUCUGAACAGAAAGAUGUUAAAAUAAAAAAUCUCUAUGUAACUGGAUUGCCUAGGAGUGGGUUACCGGAACAACUUAUGGAACAUUUUGGAAUAUCUAAAAAUUGUAUCGUAAAAGCUGCUCUGGCUCUUUUGCAGCAUUGAUGGAUUACAUUUCAUUCAUAUUUUUUAAAAUACAUUUAUAUGACUAAUCAUGACUUAAUUUUUUAGACAAUUAUAAACAACAUAAUGACUUAUUUUGUGGAAUUAAUUAAAAAUAGUUUUAUAUACUGAUUUAUUUUUAAUUAGUCAAAUUUUGUUAUAUAUAUAUAUAUUUAAAUAAUUAAAUUAUAUAAUUCAUCAAAUAUAAUUUUACAUUAAUCCCUCCAGUCAAACAG
Gordionus sp. m RMFG-2023 is the source of this 2181-nucleotide messenger RNA. RefSeq names its product transketolase-like. NCBI's taxonomy places the organism in Eukaryota, Metazoa, Nematomorpha, Gordioida, Chordodea, Parachordodidae. The record is from RefSeq and is a predicted model, not a curated record. The coding region runs from base 44 to 1948 and encodes 634 amino acids. Gene Ontology annotation, molecular function: transketolase activity; thiamine pyrophosphate binding. The transcript has 12 exons.